This is a messenger RNA of Heteronotia binoei (common prickly gecko), 4642 nucleotides long. RefSeq names its product par-6 family cell polarity regulator beta (gene PARD6B). Gene Ontology annotation, molecular function: protein kinase C binding. Gene Ontology annotation, cellular component: apical plasma membrane; nucleus; cell cortex. The transcript has 3 exons. The record is from RefSeq and is a predicted model, not a curated record. Gene Ontology annotation, biological process: regulation of cellular localization; establishment or maintenance of cell polarity; centrosome cycle. Lineage: Eukaryota; Metazoa; Chordata; Lepidosauria; Squamata; Gekkonidae. Bases 397 to 1518 code for a protein of 373 amino acids.
UGCGCGCCGCCCGCCGCUCCUGUCAGCAACACAGCAGGUGCUGCUUUCCUUCCUCCUUCGAGCGAAGCGACAGGUGCGCAUGCGCGGUGGCUCUGCAGGUGCGCCGGGGCUUUCCCUCCUCCGGUUCCGCGAGCGGGGCUUGGCUUCGCGCAUGCGUGCGGCGUUCUCUCCCCUUUCCGCUGGGGCUGCAGGUGCCAGGAGGAGGCAGCUGGGCAGUGGCCCCUCCCCCGUCUUCCUUGGCUGGCUCUCCGAGGUCGGGCUCGCUGCGACGGCGGCUCAGACAGAGGCGGGAGGCGGCAGCUUACGGCUGAGGGGUGGCCGCGCUCGGAGCCGCCGCCGUCCGUUCUUAUCCUGUCGCAUCACCAUCACGGAGCGAGCGGAGGGCUCGCCCACGGCAUGAACCGGGUCCAGCGAGGCGGCGGUGGCGGAAGCCGCGGCCUCGGCACUAUGGAAGUGAAGAGCAAGUUUGGUGCAGAAUUCCGUCGCUUUUCUCUGGAAAGGUCCAAGCCUGGUAAAUUUGAGGAGUUUUAUGGAUUACUGCAACAUGUGCACAAGAUACCCAACAUCGAUGUUUUAGUUGGUUAUACAGACAUUCAUGGAGAUCUCUUGCCUAUCAACAAUGAUGACAAUUACCAUAAAGCAGUUUCUACAGCUAAUCCUUUGCUAAGAAUUUUCAUUCAACGAAAAGAAGAUGCGGACUACAGUGCCUUUGGAACAGACACCAUGACAAGGAAGAAAAAUGUCUUAUCAAAUGUAUUGCGGCCAGAUAACCAUAGGAAAAAGCCACACAUUGUAAUCAGCAUGCCACAAGAUUUCAGGCCUGUGUCUUCCAUUAUAGAUGUGGACAUUCUUCCAGAAACACAUCGCAGAGUGCGGCUUUAUAAGUAUGGAACUGAAAAACCUCUAGGAUUUUAUAUACGGGACGGUUCCAGUGUCAGAGUGACUCCUCAUGGGCUAGAGAAAGUACCUGGGAUUUUCAUAUCCAGGCUUGUUCCUGGAGGCCUGGCUCAAAGCACGGGCCUACUGGCAGUCAACGAUGAGGUCCUGGAGGUGAAUGGUAUAGAAGUUUCAGGAAAGAGCCUUGAUCAGGUGACAGAUAUGAUGAUUGCAAACAGUCGUAAUCUUAUAAUUACUGUGAGACCAGCAAACCAGAGAAACAAUGUUGUUAGGAACAGCCGGACUUCUGGAAGCUCAGGACAGUCUACAGAUACCAGCCUUCCAAGUUACACUCCAAGUACAGUGCCGCUCUACCAGCCAGAAGAGGACGACAGUGACGAAGACGAUAUCAUUAUUGAGGAUGAUGGUGAGCCCCAGCAAAUUCCAAAAGCUGCUCCUUCCAGUGAGAGUCUGAAUUCGCUGACACAUUCCGAAGCCCAUCAUGAAUCAAUGCAAAAUGGCUUUAUUCCUUCUAGAGAAGCAAACUUAUAUUGUUCCUUGGGCAGCAUUAACAUGGAGUAUGAAAUGCAGGAUUCGGACCGAAAGUCCUUAGAAGAAGAUGGGACUAUCAUAACAUUGUGAAAUUAUACUGAUGGAUUUUUGGUUGAAAUGAAGAGGCCAUACCAGUUUUUUUACUUGGCUGUACAGCUGUAGUACAUACCUCUCAGUUACCCUACUCCAGUGGCUGUCUUUCCUUCAGAAUGGAGUUGAGAUACUUACAGUGUGAUUUUCAGUAUCUCUUUCCUUUGGUGUCUCUGUUUGAUAAAUAUGUUUUGGAACAUGAGCUGGUUCUUACAGUUUCAAGGUAGGAUUGUACUCCUAUGACUAAAAAUUAUGCAGGUGUGUUCUGUUGCCAACUUUCGGCGAACUUACCAAAUUGUGAGAUUUUGAGAAGGAGUUCCACAGUCCAUGGGUUCUCCUUCAGUCUAGUCUGGUUGCGUGCACUGUCAUUCACAAAACAAAUCUGCACAAUUAUAGUUGUGAUUUCUUUUUCUUUUUUUCUUGAAAUCAUGUGAGAACCAGCCUGGAGGAGCUUAUUGGAGCAUAAGAAUGUUAAUGAAACAAAUUAGGCAUGAGCUUAGUGCCGUUUUUAGCUUUUCCUGUUACAAUCAUUUGUGUAAUCAGCAGAUUAUGAAAAGCUUAAUGAUAAUGGGUUGAUUGACUUCAGUUGUUAUAAAAUUGAACUAAAUAUUUACAAAAAGAUGGGAAUUACCAGUUGCUGAAGUGUCGGACACUGAGUGUUCUUUUUUUCUUAGUUCUUGACUGUAUGUGAUCUACUACUGGGGGGGGGGGAUAAAUUUCCAUUGCCACAUCAUGUGGAUUAGACUCAGUAAAAGCAAUGAAGUUGCUUGUCUGAUCCUACCAUGCAUGGCUGUGUAUAUUUGCCUUUUAAUGAGAGAAACUGUGAUACUGAAAUGUUUGACAUGAUCCAAACCUGCUGGAACCAGUAGUUAACUUCAGCAGAAGUGGAUUAUGCCCAUAACCUGCGUCUUAAAAUAAUCUUUUUAUACCUUAAUUGGCUCUUAUUUUAUGGCAUUUUAUACUGCUGCGUCUGUUAUGGAUUGAAUUACAAAUUGCAUUGAAUUACAGUAUAUCUAAAUCAAACAUAAGUGCUACUGAUACAGUGUAUAGCUGAGGAGAUGAAUGCUCUUCUGUAGGUGAAGACGUCCAUAAAAGACAGUAAGUUGUAUGAUCAUAAAUCUGUCUGGAAUUGUUUUAACAGCCUUCUGUCAGACAGAAAGCAGUCUUUUUAUCAAGCCCUUAAUGAAGGACAUCUCUGUAUUUAUAUAUUUCUGGCAUGCGCUUAUACCCAGUUAUUAAUGUGAUUGAAGUUCAUUUGUUUACGUGAGGAAAGCAUUCAGCAAACAGAUGCAGUGAUUUUAUUGCACACCUUUUCAUCAGGGUUGAAUGUGUUCAGCCUACUACGGAUUUUGAUUUGGUAUGUUGUACUGUAGAUGAGGAAAACAGUGGUCUCUUAGCUUGCUGGAAGCAUGGAAACCAAAAGAUUAGUGUAAGACUUGGAUGUUAACUUAUUGUGGAAACAAACAUAUUGGGUUAUUGUGCUGCUUAACAUUAACCAACUUCAGGUUUUGUUUUUGUACUUGUACUGCUGUCAUAUGCAUGACCACUUUCAUAUUAUACUGCAACUACAAACUUAAGGAAAUGUUAUGUUGAACUGUUUCAAAUUUUAUUACUUAGGUUACUAGCCUCAAGCAGAUAGCUUUUACGCUGGGAUGGAGUUUAAGGAGUGUAUUCUUUUGUUUUUUUAAAAAGAGAAUCUGUAUACAGUGCAUAAUAUGCACAGGUGUGUAGAGCAUAAAACAGUCUUGGCUUGAACCAGUUUUAUGUCUAGUAAAAUUAAAUAUUAAGGAUUUGACAAAAUCAAUGAACACCAGAGAGCAGGAGGGUAAGCAAAAGUCUCCCUGCAUUUUGCUAUUACGACUGGCUGCACUGCAUAUUAUUGGAUGAUAAUGCAGUUGCCAUGAUGGGAAGUUUUGAUCACUACCUUGUUUUUACUAAAUCUAAAAUCAAUUUGUUGAAACGGGAUAAAUUUUAAUUUUUAUAUAUGAAUGGUACUGGGCUUCAAUAUAAGUCAAAUUCUGAUUAUUAGUUUUUCAUACACUACCUCUUAGACUUUUAACUGUUUGUGUGUGUGUGUUUGAGUGUGUGCAUGUGUGAAGGGAGAGUCUCCAGUUCGGGGAUACAUGAAGGCUUUGAUAUGUGUACAGUUUUUAACUAUAAACUCAGAACUUGCGUUAAACUAUUUACAUUUUUAUUGCAGGUUUUAAGAUUCCAUUGUAUACAUUCUCAAUUCUGGAUUCAAGCUUACAUUCAUAUCAUAUGUAUGAACUUGUUCGUCAGAGAAUCAGGAUUCUUUUAAUGUUGCAGUCAGUUCAAAGAAUGUAAAGAAUUCAAUUCCCCCCCCUUCAUAGCAGUCUGAAGACAGAUUAGCAUUUUAAGUGCACCUUAACUUCAGCUGACCAGCAUAAGAGAUCCAUGACUGGAUCUUCCAAUGUUUUCAGUUUUUUUAAAGCCAGUGGUAGAGUGGGUGAGGGUGAUUUGGGGCAGGAGAAGUUACCCUGGUGCUGUUUCUUGGAUAGAAAUGAUGCGCACAAGCAGGCCUUCUUAGCCCCAGUAGGGAAACAAAAGGCAGGCAACCUGAGAGGGAGAGACUUCUGUCUGGGAAAAUGUGGGGUGAGUCAAUAAAGCAAGCAAAAAAAAAAGCAUUGUAGCCCUGAUCCAAAUAGCAGACUCCUACAGCUGUUCUGAAGGAAAAUUAAAGACCAUGGAAGAUCCAGUUCUGGGACUCCUGCAUUCCAUCUUGUUGAGCCCCAAGAGAGCAAAAUAUGGUUAGGAUAGUACACUUCCUUUGAAACUAUUUUAUAGUUCCAGAUGAAGUCAGGCUAAACUGUGAAAUCACUUGUUCUUCCACAGCUAUUAUUAUUUAGGAGAAUGUUGUCAUGAGCUGUCUGCAGUGUCUACGUUUGUGACUUAUGUGUUUUCUAAUUAAAAAUCUUUAUGCAACAUGAUUUUAACAUGAACAAGUUUAAUAAGGUCGGAUGUCAGUAUUUUUCUUACCACUUUAAUGUAUAAUGUACAUUGGUACCACUAAAUGAACUUUUGAUUUUUUUUCAAAAAUCAUAUUGGCACUAGCUGUAUGUUAGUCAUAUUUUUACAGACACAAUAAAAAACUGAGUAUUGCUAA